AUGAGUGAGAUGGAAGAGGCCACUCCUACGGAGGCAGCUGCCUCAACCUCCCCACAAGCUGCACAGAAGCACCUGGUGUCCUUGGGAGGUGGAGACCCUCCCUGGGCCCUCGUUGCAGGCAACCUCAGAGUGGACACCACCAUCUCCAAGGCCACCACAGCUGUGGGUUCCAAGGGAAAGGUACCAAAAAGGGUCAUCGCCAAGAGGGUUCGAGGCACUGUCAAGUGGUUUAAAGUGAAGAAUGUGUAUGGUUUCAUUAGCAGGCAUGAUACCCAGGAAGAUGUGUUCAUUCACCAGACAGCCAUCACCCGGAACAACCCUCACAAGUACCAAUGCAGCAUGGACGACGGCCAGACAAUGGAGUUCAAUGUGGUGCAGGGUGAGCGGGGCACCGAGGUGACCGGCCCAGAUGGCACCUCAGUGGAAGGCAGCCAAUAUGCAGCCAACUGCCCCCGCUUCCGCAGUGACUUCUACAUUUGCCGCCAUGUACCACCACGCGACCCCUGGGGCACCAAGGAUGAGGAGAAGGCGGACAAACACAAGGAAGACAAAGACAACGGCAGAGGCAAGGGCUUCACUGUGUGCUUCUCUGAGGCCCAGAUCCUGAGGCGCUGCCUCUCCAGCCACCCCCAAAACCAGAGCCUGAAGCACUUCCUGCCCUUCUGCGGGGCACCAGCAGUGGCUCGCCCCCCUGGGCACCUCCAGCCCACCAGUAGACGGUGGGCCACCCAGCUGCCUGGUCCCUUCAUGGCCGCAGGGCCUGAGGUUCACAAAAACAGGGACCAGGCCCCAGCUACUUGCUGA
This is a messenger RNA of Trichechus manatus latirostris (Florida manatee), 804 nucleotides long. Its product is annotated as Y-box-binding protein 3-like. Bases 1 to 804 code for a protein of 267 amino acids. The record is from RefSeq and is a predicted model, not a curated record. Gene Ontology annotation, molecular function: nucleic acid binding. Gene Ontology annotation, biological process: regulation of gene expression. Lineage: Eukaryota; Metazoa; Chordata; Mammalia; Sirenia; Trichechidae. The transcript has a single exon. Gene Ontology annotation, cellular component: nucleus.